UUGAACUGUUCCAGGACGGACAGCCGAUCGCCGAGCAGCCGAUCAGGCUCGACCUGCCCGGACUGUUCUAGAAGUUUCCAGCGGCCCCGUGGCCCCGAUGAGCAGGUCCGCCAGCAGCGGGAGUCGGUCCUCCGCCUGUCCCCGGACUAGCAGGUCCUGAGCGGAGCUAGCCACUGGGCUAAGCUAAGCUAAGCUAAGCUAACGGCUAACGGCGCGAUGUUCGGCUGCCUGGUCGCGGGCCGCCUGGUGCAGACCGACGCGCUGCAGGUCGCUGCGGACAAGUUCGUGUUCAACCUGCCGGACUACGAGCAGGUGAACCACGUGGUGGUGUUCAUGCUCGGCACGGUGCCGUUCCCCGCCGGGAUGGGCGGCGCCGUGUACUUCUCCCUGCCGGGCCCGGCGGCCGGCGGCGGGCCGGUGUGGCAGCUGCUCGGCUUCAUCACCAACGACAAGCCGAGCGCCAUCUUCCGGAUCUCGGGGCUGAAGGCCGGCCGGGGCGGGGCGCACCCCUUCGGGGCCGUGGCCUCCUCGGCGUCGCCCUCCGUGGCGCAGGUCGGGGUGUCGGUGGAGGCUCUGGACCAGCUGGCCCAGCAGACCCCGGUGUCCGGGGCCGCCGUGGCCACCGUGGACUCGUUCCUGCAGUUCUCGCAGAAGAUGCUGGACAGCCUCUACAACUUCGCCGCGUCCUUCGCCGUGUCGCAGGCGCAGAUGGCGCCGAACCCGGCGGAGACCUUCAUCCCGUCCAGCUGCGUCCUCAAGUGGUACGAGAACUUCCAGAGGAGGAUGAGCCAGAACCCGAACUUCUGGAAGACCUGAGACCCAAAAGACUAUAGAGACAGAGUCCGCACAGUGCCUACAGGUCCCAAUAAAGCCUGUCACACACGGGUCAUUCUGUGUCUUUAUUAUCCGGUUCAACGGGACAAAACGCCUCAGACCAGCCAGCAAACCUUUGUUUACAAAUACAAAGGUUUGUUUACAAAUAUAAUAGUUUGUUUACAAAUGCAAAAGUUUUUUUUCAAAUCCAAUAGUUUGUUUAUAAAUCUAAAGGUUUCUUUACAAAUCUAAAGGUUUCUUUACAAAUACAAACCUUUGUUUACAAAUCUAAUAGUUUGUUUACAAAUACAAAGGUUUGUUUACAAAUCUAAAAGUUUGUUUACAAAUACAAAGGUUUCUUUACAAAUCUAAAGGUUUCUUUACAAAUCUUAGUUUGUUUACAAAUACAAAGGUUUGUUUACAAAUCUAAAAGUUUGUUUACACAUCUUAAAGUUUGUUUACAAAUACAGAGGUUUGUUUACAAAUCUAAUAGUUUGUUUAUAAGUACACAGAUUUGUUUAGAAAUACAAAGGUUUGUUUACAAAUACUAAAGUUUGUUUACAAAUCUUAAGGUUUGUUUACAACUCUAAAGGUUUGAUUACAAAUACAAGGGUUUGUUUACAAAUACAAAUGUUUGUUUACAAAUACAAAGGUUCGUUUACAACUCUAAAAGUUUGUUUACAAAUCUAAAAGUUUGUUUACAAAUACAAAGGUUUGUUUACAAAUACAAAGGUUUGCUUAGAAAUCUAAUAGUUGGUUUUCAAAUCUAAUAGUUUGUUUACAAAUCUAAUAGUUUGUUUGCAAAUCUAAAGGUUUGUUUACAAAUCUAAAAGUCUGUUUACAAAUACAAAGGUUCGUUUACAAAAGUUUGAUUUUAAACGACACAAUCAGAUUCAACUCAUCAGUAAAUAAAACUUUUUGAUCUGCAAUAAAACAUUUUUUAAUUACAAAUUUAUUUUCGAUAAAACAUUUUUAUUUUUAUUGAGUUGAAAGUUUUUAAUAACAGACAGAGUGGAACAGUUCUGUGUGUCUGAGACGCUUCAAGAAAACAUUUGUAAAUAAGUUAAAAGCCUUUUUGUUACAAAAUGAAUGAAAUAAACAACUUUCACAUGAUUUAACCAUUUCAACUUGUCCAGCGUAAACAUCCUCAUUCUUGUUUAUUUUAUUUGUUUAAUAUCAGUUGUUUGAAAUCAAUGUGGGGAAAAGUUGUUUAAAAUAAAUCAAUAAUAAUUCAGAUUUCAGAAAAAAAAUAUUUACAUGAUAAAACAGGAUUUGAUUUUAUUGAACUUUAAACGGUGGAACAUGUUUCCUCAUUUAUCAGAUAAAAAAACAGUUUAUACUGAAUAAAAAAACAAGGGAAUAAACCAUCAGAUCUGCUUUAAUUAUUGAUUGUAAUAAUAAAAUUAAAGACGUUUGAUCACAAACAAUCUCAUGAAUUAAACUUCAGGUUUUAUAUUAUUUUAUAUAAUAAACAGAUAUUACUUAUACACUGAAAACACCAAAUUUACAACUUUCAGACAAAACAUUGAUUUUUUUUU
Molecule: messenger RNA, 2351 nt
Organism: Centropristis striata (black sea bass)
Lineage: Eukaryota; Metazoa; Chordata; Actinopteri; Perciformes; Serranidae
Gene: hikeshi
Product: heat shock protein nuclear import factor hikeshi
Exons: 1
Coding region: 217-816 (199 amino acids)
Biological process (GO): protein import into nucleus
Cellular component (GO): cytosol; nucleus
Molecular function (GO): nuclear import signal receptor activity; Hsp70 protein binding
Source: RefSeq, a predicted model, not a curated record